This is a messenger RNA of Thyridium curvatum, 1233 nucleotides long. RefSeq lists its product as uncharacterized. The record is from RefSeq and is a predicted model, not a curated record. Lineage: Eukaryota; Fungi; Ascomycota; Sordariomycetes; Thyridiales; Thyridiaceae. The coding region runs from base 1 to 1233 and encodes 410 amino acids. The transcript is spliced from 4 exons. Gene Ontology annotation, molecular function: hydrolase activity.
AUGAUCCUCGGCCCGGUGUCCUACCUCGACUGUCUGGUCUUUUGUCUCUUCCUCGCACCGCAGUUGUUGUACCGCGUGGGCCUGGUUGAGACAGUCAUUUGUGUUAUUCAGACCCUGCCCUUCCUAGCCUUCAAGCUACCCUACGCAUUACUCAGGGACCGAUUCUGGCGGCCCACGACAACCAAACCUCUGUGGUUGGAGCAGGCUGCUCCAUUCGAGGACUUUGUGAUCCGGUGUGUGCGCUACGCAUUUGCCAAUAUCGACCCCAAGAUCGGACGAGUCUUCUUUUCGAAAUGGGUUGCGCUGCCCUUUCUGAGGUUUCGCAUGCUCCGCCAUGGCUAUCUCAGGGCCCCCGUGCACUGGCACGAGUACACGGAUAAGAAGUUCCGGGGUUUGUGGGCCAUUGGCGAUCCGCUCAGAAAGCCUGACAUCGUCAUCUUCUACGCACACGGUGGCGGGUUCUUGAUGGGCUCGCCCUACUUCUAUCUCGAGUUCUUGCUGUCAUGGAUAGCAGUCAUGGUUGAUGCUGGGCAUGCAAACCCGGCAAUCUUUGCCCUCGACUACACGCUGGUCCCUGACAAGAUCUAUCCAGCCCAGGUCGAAGAGGCGAUGUACGCGUACGAGCAUGUGCUGUCUUUUGCCGGCGACCCGGCAAAGGUGGUCGUGAGCGGAGAUUCGGCAGGUGCAACUAUCAUCUUGAGCUUGAUGCUCCAUAUCGGGAGGCCAAUGCGAGGUCCCGAGGCGGACACCUCCAUGGUCCGCAAGCUGCCGUUACCGGGAGUGGCUGCUUUCAUCUCGCCCUGGAUUACCCUCAAGUCAAGCCGGCAUGAGCAGACCGAGAGCGACUACCUCAAUGCCGAGACCCUCACGGUCUACGCAUCACAAUACGCAGGGGUGAAGGGCCACCCGGAUGACCCUAGGAUGAGGCAACCAUUGAUCUCCCCGGGAAACUGCAAGGACCUGAAAUGGUGGAAGAGCGCGUGCCCUCCCGGGGGGGUUAUCAUUACGUAUGGAGAGGAAGAGGUCUUCGCGCCUGAGACACGGGCAUGGAUCGACAUGUUGAUAAAAGGCGGCAUCAAAGUAGAAGGACUAAGUGAGAAAGGCGGCAUCCACGCGUGGCCCGUAGCGUCUCUCUUCCUCUGCGACUCGAUUGGCCUUCGCUUGAGAGGCUUGAAGCAACUCGUCGAGCAUAUAGAUAGACAUAUGAAACCCCGCCUCAAAGGUGGGAAAUAG